Messenger RNA from Purpureocillium lilacinum, 519 nucleotides. NCBI's taxonomy places the organism in Eukaryota, Fungi, Ascomycota, Sordariomycetes, Hypocreales, Ophiocordycipitaceae. The record is from RefSeq and is a predicted model, not a curated record.
AUGUCGUGCCUUGAUUGUGAAAGGGCCGUUGCCAUGCUCUGUGCUUCGUACCCAGCCGGACAAGGCCGACAUGGGACGUGCUUGAUAAUUUACUUGCAUCAAAGUGAUGAAGGGGUGAGUGGGCCCCCGAUAUGGCUGUCGACGGUUCUUCGGCACUUGCAAGCGGCGUCUGGAGCGGGACGCAAUCACAGCGCCGUGCCUUGCAAGGGCAGCAUGAUGAGUGAGCAAACAAGACGAAUGAUGGAUGGCCGCGGAGGUUGUUGGUCCGGCCCGCGACGCCGACGGGGAGCAACAGAAAACACCCUUGAAAGGCCAGAAGCAGCAGAAGGGGCAGCUGGCCGGUUGGGCUGUUGGGCGCCCAGAGCGGCGGACGAGCCGGGGGCCCAAGUGGCCACGGCCCCGAAACCCAGACAUGCAUCCACAACAUGCAUGCCGUACAUGUACUCAUCGUGUGUGCAUGUGGGAUGGGAGGGACAAGAGAGUGCCGUCGGGAGCGCGCCGGCCGGGGACGACGGAUAG